Molecule: messenger RNA, 6083 nt
Organism: Mugil cephalus (flathead mullet)
Lineage: Eukaryota; Metazoa; Chordata; Actinopteri; Mugiliformes; Mugilidae
Product: lysine-specific demethylase 6A-like
Exons: 28
Coding region: 11-4465 (1484 amino acids)
Biological process (GO): heart development; regulation of gene expression
Cellular component (GO): MLL3/4 complex
Molecular function (GO): RNA polymerase II cis-regulatory region sequence-specific DNA binding; chromatin DNA binding; protein binding
Source: RefSeq, a predicted model, not a curated record
GCGAUUUUCCAUGCAAUCGUGCGCUGUGUCGGUCGCCGCUGCUGCCUGCGCUGCUGCUCGGAGUCUCGGCUCGGCUUCUUCUGGUGGUGAUGAGGGAAAGAAAAUGGCGGCGGGAAAAGCGAGUGAAACAGAGGAGGACUUUCCGACACUGACAGCCCAGGAGAGGGACAAUUUGGCCGGGAUCGACAGCUCACUGUUUGGAUUUCAGAAGCUUCAUGAAGAUGGCGCCAGAACGAAGGCCCUGUUGAUGAAGGCUGUUCGCUGCUACGACUCGCUCAUCCUCAAGGCCGAGGGCAAAGUGGAGCCGGAGCUAUUCUGCCAGCUAGGCCACUUCAACCUCCUCUUGGAGGAUUAUCCGAAAGCAUUAUCAGCAUACCAGAGGUACUACAGUUUACAGUCAGACUACUGGAAGAAUGCUGCCUUUCUGUAUGGCCUCGGGAUGGUCUACUUCCACUAUAAUGCCUUUCAGUGGGCGAUUAAAGCAUUCCAGGAGGUGCUGUACAUCGACCCGGGCUUCUCCCGGGCCAAGGAGAUCCACCUGCGCCUGGGUCUCAUGUUCAAGGUCAACACAGACUACGAGUCAAGCCUAAAGCAUUUUCAGCUGGCUUUGAUUGACUCCAACCCCUGCACUUUGUCCAAAGCUGAAAUUCAGUUCCACAUUGCUCAUUUAUAUGAGAUUCAGAAGAGAUACCGGGCUUCCAAGGAGGCUUACGAAAGCCUUCUGCAGACGGAGGAUCUUCCUGCACAGGUGAAGGCCACUACCCUGCAGCAGCUAGGCUGGAUGCAUCACACGGUGGAGCAGCUCGGGGACAGGUCGAGCAGGGACAGUUAUGCCAUCCAGUGUCUGCAGAAAUCUCUGGAGGCCGAUCCCAACUCCGGACAGUCCUGGUACUUCCUUGGCAGGUGCUACUCAAGUAUUGGGAAGGUCCAGGACGCCUUCAUCUCCUAUCGGCAAUCCAUAGACAAAUCCGAGGCCAGUGCAGAUACCUGGUGCUCUAUAGGGGUGUUGUACCAGCAGCAGAACCAGCCCAUGGACGCUCUCCAGGCCUACAUCUGCGCCGUGCAGCUGGACCACAGCCACGCCGCCGCCUGGAUGGACCUGGGCACGCUGUACGAGUCCUGCAACCAGCCGCACGACGCCAUCAAGUGCUACAUCAACGCCACGCGCAGCAAGGGCUGCACCAACACCACCGCGCUAACCCACCGCAUCAAAUGCCUGCAGGCUCAGUUGAGUAACCCCCAGCUCAGUAGCCUACAGGGUAAAAGUAAAAUGCUCCCUCUUAUUGAGGAGGCGUGGAGUCUACCAAUCCCAGCUGAGCUCACCUCCAGGCAGGGAGGCCUGAGCAGUGCACCACAGCAGGCUUGUAAGCCCAACCACAGUGCAGAGGGUGGGGGCUCGGGUCAGUCUCUGCCCCCUCACGUGGGCUCGCUGGGCCAAGCGGAGGACCAGUCCUGCCCAGCCAAGAGGAGGAGAGCCUCCAGUCCCACCAAGGGUGAAUCUUGGGCCAGUAAUCCAGCACAGCCGCCAGUCCCCAACUGGUACCUCUCCCCACAGAAGUUACAGGUGCUGGAACAGUUGCGGAGUAACCGGGCCAACCUGAAGCCACCACAGCUACAGAUGUUGGAGCAGCUGGAGGCUCAGCUCGCCAUAAUGCAGCAGCACCAGAUGAGACAGAAUGCCUCGGGAGGUCAGGUGCGGCCUUCCCUCCCCAACGGACCCACCACCAACUCCCUCCCUUCCCCCAACCCCAGCCUCCACCCGACGCGGCCCGGCCUCGGACCCCACCGACCCUUCUGCCCGCCUCAGCCGCUGGCCAACGGCCUCGUAGGCCCCGGGACACACGGACACUCGGACCCGCUCCCCGCGGGCGAAAACAGUACCAGUAACAGUAGUAGUAAUAAUCAGCCGGGGCCCGCGGCCACAGGACCCAACGGAGACGUGCCUUACCUGCAACCUGCCGGCAGCGGCGACGCAGCUCUGCUACCUCACACCUGCACAAGCACGCAAACACAGGACGCCACGCCGCGCCAGGCCCUGCACCUAAACUCCUCUCAGGGGCCUCAGAAGGGGUCUGUUCCACAUGCGACAGGCUCCAGCAUUGAGGGGACCCCCUCUCACCCUCAAACCCCCAACUCCUCUGCCCCCGUGCACCCCAACAAUCAGGUUGGACAUUCCACUAAUGCCCCGUCGCCGCGGCAGCAGCCUCAUAACCACCUCCCGUCCCCUCCCUCCCUCCCCCACUCCUCUACCUCAGGUGGAGCAGGACCCGGUGCGUCCGCUACCAAAGAUGGCAACACGGCAGCCGCGCCCCUCGGCAAUGGUGCCCCCGAGGGUAAAACGCCGCCGCUGCCGCCACUGCCGUCAGCCGACGGCAAACCGGCGCAGGCGGACGGCCUAGCCAAUCACGUCCACUCGGGGGAGGGCGGCAAGGCGGAAGAAGGCGGCGAGAAGCCGACCCUCAGCGCAGACAAUCCUAGGCUAUCUGCCCUGCUGGCAGGGGGGAAGGGCCCUGAGGAGAGCGAGGGGCCGUCACAAGGGACUUCGUCCGCCGCGCCCGACUCCCACAAGAAAGUCAACAACAUCCACCCGGCCGUCCUCCCCCCGACCCCCCACGCACAGGGCAGCUCGGCUGCGUCCUCGCCCAUCUCCGCCAUAUCCACCGCCACGCCCUCGCCCAAAUCCUCAGAACACACCCAAACAGGCGCCCACAGCCCCGCCGCGUCUGCCGCGCCCCCCGCCGUCAACGGCAACGGCAAGGGAGGCAUCUCCGAGGACUCCCAAAGCCCGCUGAAGGCCGAGCCGCCCGCCGUCACCAGUCUCAAAGCUACGCCCCCGCACGGACACAGCUCCUCGUCCUCGGCCUCGUCGUCGAUAUCCAUCUACCCCAGCUCCACGGACGUGCUGAAGGCCUGCAGAAACUUGGGGAAGAACGGCCUGUCCAACAGCAGCAUCCUCCUCGAUAAGUGCCCCCCGCCCCGGCUGCCCCCUCCGCCCUCGCCAGCCCUGCCCAAAGACAAGCUGAACCCUCCCACACCCAGCAUUUAUCUGGAGAACAAGAGGGACGCGUUCUUCCCCCCUCUGCACCAGUUCUGCACAAACCCUUCCAACCCCGUCACCGUCAUCAGGGGCCUGGCUGGAGCGCUCAAACUGGACCUGGGCCUCUUCUCCACGAAGACACUGGUGGAGGCCAACCCGGAGCACCUGGUGGAGGUCUGGACCCAGCUCUCUCAGCCCGCCGACGAGAACUGGGACCCGACGGGCACCAAGAAGAUGUGGCGCUGCGAGAGCGCCCGCGCCCACACCACCAUCGCCAAAUACGCCCAGUACCAGGCUGCUUCCUUCCAGGAAUCCCUGCGGGAGGAGAAUGAAAAGAAGGCAUUAAAGGAGCCCUCGGACGUGGAGCCAGCGUCAGCGGAGAGUGCUGCUCGCAAAAGAAGAGGACCCUUAAAACACAUCAAGUUCGGAACCAACAUCGACGUGUCGGACGAGAGGAAGUGGAAGCAGCAGCUCCAGGAGCUCAGCAAACUGCCGGCGUUCGCUCGGGUCGUCUCCGCCGGCAACCUGCUGAGCCACGUCGGCCACACCAUCCUGGGCAUGAACACGGUCCAGCUGUACAUGAAGGUGCCCGGGAGCAGGAUACCGGGGCACCAGGAGCACAACAACUUCUGCGCCGUCAACAUCAACAUCGGACCGGGAGACUGUGAAUGGUUUGCGGUGCCGGAGCCCUACUGGGGAGUGAUGAGCAACUUCUGUGAAAAGAAUAACAUCAACUUCCUGAUGGGCUCCUGGUGGCCCAACCUGGAGGACCUGUACGAGGCCGACGUGCCCGUGUAUCGGUUCAUCCAGCGUCCGGGCGACUUGGUGUGGCUCAACACGGGCACCGUCCACUGGGUGCAGGCCAUCGGCUGGUGCAACAACAUCGCCUGGAACGUAGGACCUCUCACCGCCCACCAGUACAAGCUGGCGGUGGAGCGCUACGAGUGGAACAAGCUCCAGAGCGUCAAGUCCAUGGUUCCCAUGGUGCACCUCUCCUGGAACAUGGCGCGCAACAUUAAAGUGUCCGACCACAAGCUGUUUGAGAUGAUCAAGUACUGCUUGCUGCGGACGUUGAAGCAGUGCCAGUGGGUGAAGGAAGCCCUGGCGUCGGCCGGCAAGGAAACGGUGCUGAGGCCGAGGACGAGGGACGAGCCGGCCCACUACUGCACCAUCUGUGAGGUGGAGGUGUUCAACCUGCUGUUCGUGCGCCGCGAGCUCCUGUCCAAGAAGCAGCACGUGGUCCACUGCCAGGACUGCGCCAGGAAAGGCAGCGCCACGCUGGACGACUUCGUGGUGCUGGAGCAGCACAGGAUGGAGGACCUGAUGCAGGUCUACGACCAGUUCACAUUAGUAAGUCUCCACCGAGGGAGAGAAGAGGAGCACCCGAGGGCGCGCGCCGUUAUUGAGACGAAAUUUGAGCUGGCGUGAUAGAUGAGUUUUUGCUUAAAUUAAAUGUUUUAAUGGCGUAAAUUGUUCGAAUAUGCAGCUAUUGAUACCAACGAGUCAGAGAUAUCUUGUGUAAUGCUACACCAAGUAUGUCUGGUGGCGAAAGGUGUGUUCUUCUUCACAUAAUACCUGAACAGAAGGUUUGACUUAAACCAGACAUUCAUUAGACGCCUUUUAAAUUUCAAUAAACUACAGCAGUACAUACAUAAAAAAUAAAAGCUCGCCUCGAGCCGAUCAAUUCAAGUUCCUUGCUGAUCCUCUUGUUCCAUCUCUUCCCCUCAGGCCCCUCCUCUUCAUUCAUCUUCAUCUUGACAUUAGGUGACCCCCCCCCCUCCGCUCUCUCUCCUUCUUCUUCUUCUUCUACUUCUUCUUCUUCUUCUGCUGUGGAGCCAUGAAGCCCAUUCACAGGAACUUGUAUUAAAAAACAAACACACAUCUACAUACACGGACCAUUUCUGAUAUUCAGGAAAGCCAAGGCCGUCUCCCACGCCGUCACCACCACCGUCGCCGCCACCACCACCGCCGCCGCCCCUCCCCUCUCCCGUAUGGCUGGUCUCCAUAGCGACGGCUGGAGGCUGAGGCGGCCGAGUGUGUCUGUCUAUGCAACCUGUUUGACGCGCCGGGGCCCUUCCAGAAGGGGGCGCCAACCUAGCUCGGUAACAGGAACUCUUCGUUUUCUCUCUCUUUCCCUCCUCCCCCUCCCAGCCCCCUCUACAGACAAUGGUUCAGCCCUGUUUUAAUGGAGGACUCAAUCAAAUAGGGUUGGGGACGAGGGCGAGGAGUGGGAUUCUUAAUGAUGAAAAUGUUUUGUAGAUACUUGUUAACUGUCACAACUGGCAACACCACCCGUAAAAGACUACUGACUUGACAACCCUUUCCCCCCUUUCUCUUUCUCUCUGUCUAUUUCUCACUUUUUAUUCUGGUAACAGGAUGAAGUGUUGGCUUUCGUUUAUAGAUUUCUUUGUUUUUUUUUUCCUUCUAAGGAGCACUAGCCUUUUUUUUUAUGGUAGAUAGUAAUUUUAAGACUCUUUGGACAGCAAAAUCUCCCAAAAAAAAUUUGUAAUGUGAAGAGUUUAGGUGAUUUCCUUCUUUUUCUUUCUUUCUUUCUUUCUUUCUUUCUUUCUUCUCAUUUUCUUUUUUUUUUUUUUUUUACAGCUUUUACGUUUUUGUCUUGUUCUUUUUGAAACUUUUUUGUUUCUUAGGUAAAAAUAAAAAAUAUCUAAAAAAUAGUAAAAAAAAGAAAAAAAAAACAACUUACUAGCCAAGUCACAAAGAAAAUGGGUUGCACAUAGACUUAUGAAAUUAAGUUUAAUUUGUGAUUUUUUUUUCGUUUCGUUUCUAAUCUUGAUGUAAAUUUACACUAUUUAUAAAUACAUAUUUAUUGCUUGAAAAUAUUUGUUGAUGGAAUGCUGUUAUUUUUUCCAGAGUACCUGCCAUUAAAUUUGAAGGAGUUCUGUCAUUUUAACACGACUCCUCUUACAUUUUCUAUAUAUAAAUAAAAUUGCUUAGCAAGCAUUGUACAGAAACGGACAUUUAAAAUUGUUUUAUUGUUUGAAGAAUGUUUUAUGAUGAGUCAAUAAACACAAAGUUGUCAAAUUAA